Bactrocera oleae (olive fruit fly) is the source of this 2271-nucleotide messenger RNA. It is a transcript of the gene naz, whose product is annotated as nazgul. NCBI's taxonomy places the organism in Eukaryota, Metazoa, Arthropoda, Insecta, Diptera, Tephritidae. The record is from RefSeq and is a predicted model, not a curated record.
UUUUGAGGUUGUACUCGUAGUGGGAAUGGCAAUUUAAAAUGAGAUUGUCGUGGUGAAUUGUCGAAUAAAGAAUGUAAUGCGGGCGAGAAAUUGAAAAAUCAUGGACAGCAGUGAAAUGCAAAGGCAUAAAACUGGAAUUAUUGGUUGUGAUUGUAGUUGUAAAAUUUUCCUAUCACUUGCCCUACAACGCGGCGUGGACUGAAAUCGGAGCGACUAAACUCAAUGCACAGUGUGUUAUACUUGUUAGAUAGAAAAAAUUUGAAUUCACGCUUGAGACCUAGGAAGUGAAAAACUAGUUGACCUCAUUAUUUUCAGUAGCUUCACUUUAACUAUAUUGCUUUGCACUUGUGAAUCAGCUCACCCCUUUUCGACUAGCUUUUCAGGGAUGGACGGUGGUCAGUGCGCACAUAAAUUUCAUUCAACCACAAAGUGCGAGGGGAGCGGGAAUGCCACCAGCAGAGGGGAACUCAUAAUUUAACGAGCUCAGAGCCGGGCAAAUGGCGGCGUGGCGCGUUAGUGGCUGAAGUUCUGUGCGCUCAUUCAUUGCGUGCGAGUGAUUCGAGGCGCACCGUAUCGAUCAAGUAAUAAAACGGAAAAGCAGUUCGAAUUACAAAAGCAAAACUAAUAAAACAAUAACAUUUUUUAACAUUUCAUUGUACUCGUAAUCCUGUCAAACCCAAACGCGUAUGUUAACGGCGCAUUUUUCUGUAUUUGAGCGUGCGGGCGUGCGGCAUACGUGAGGACGCUUCACAAGCGACACAUCCUAGCAGCAGGCGCGCAAGUGUGCUAUUAAAUGGAAUGAGUAUCAUGCAACACAAGGAUUUAGCAACGCAAUAACGCCACGUUCAAACGUGUACGCAUUUGAGCUUUUAUUUUUUUUUUAAUCGCUGUACUGCUAUUUACCACUGACGUGCUUACUCGUGAAAGCGGCCACGCGGCAAAAGUGCCACAGCAGCAAAAAUGGAUAAACUGUUGUCCCUCUUUGAAAAUGCUGACCCAUUCAAAACCUGGUGGCCGACCAUUGCCGCGAUUGUGUUCGGUGUCGUUAUAAUGGUGCGUACGCUGAUGAGCGGCCAGCGCUGUCCCAACGACAAUCAAAUACGCGAUCAAAUAGUUAUUGUGACGGGCGCGAAUAGCGGCAUCGGCCUGGAGAUUGCCAAAGCGCUGGGCGCGCGUGGUGGCCGCAUUGUGUUGGCCUGCCGCAACAUGGCCGCGGCGGAGCGCAUGGCAAGGGUCAUUAAGCGCGAGCUAGCGUGCCAGCGCAUCGGCGCUAAUGCGGAGGAGGAGUUCUUUGUGGAGGCGCGCUAUCUGGAUUUGCGCUCCUUUGAAAGCGUGCAUCGGUUUGCGCGUCGCAUCACCGGCGAAUUCGAGCGCAUCGAUGUGUUGAUAAACAAUGCGGGCAUUAUAUUCGGCUCACUAAGCGGGCGCACCGUCGACGGCUACGAAGAGCAUCUGCAGGUGAAUUAUCUAUCGCAUUUUCUGCUAACACAGCUGCUGCUGCCGCACUUGCGACGCUCGCCCAGCGGCGGGCGCGUGAUAAAUGUGACGGCACAUGCCCAUGCCGCGGCCAAAAUCGAUUUCGACGAUCCACUAAAUGUGGGCACUUGGUCGGUGAAGUUCCAUGCACGUGACGCUUUUGCUCACUCCAAGCUGGCCGUGAUGCUGGCAACGCGUUGGCUGGCGCGUCAAAUGAAAGGCACUCCACUGACGGUCAAUUGUUGCACACCGGGGCUUGUGCGCAGCACGGGCCAUUUACGCAAUUCGCCACUAAUGUCCGCCAUUAGUGUAAAAUUGAUGACCUUCCCAUGGAUGUGGCUGUUCAUGAAGAAUCCAUUUGAGGGUGCACAAUGCGCCAUACGUCUAGCCACCGAUCCGAAGCUCAAGAACGUUAGCGGCGAGUAUUUCAACGAUUGCGAAGUAUCACAAUCAUCACUGCAUGGUCGGGAUAUAGCUUUGGCGAAGAAAUUAUAUAUGCAGACAAUAAAGGAAUUGGAAAAGGUUACCAAAUUGACUAUUGCAAAGGAUAUUGAAAGCGAAACUUUACCUCUGGCAAUAGCUGCCGAAUCGGCAGUAGAGAAACACCACAGAAAACAAACACAGGAAGCGCCAAAAAGGAAACAUCAGGGAAAACAAAAGCAGAAAAUUUAAACUGCUGAUGAAUUUUCGAUUUUGUGGCUAGGUGACAUAAACAUUCAUUAAAAGACUACAGAUUAUUAUUAAUAUUUCUAAAAUAUAAAAGAUAAUUAAUAAAUUAAUUAAUUAACUUUAUGU